UGUACAGUUAUAAAGAACUUUUACAUUACGAAUGUACAGAUUUGCUAAUGAAUAAUAAAAUAUACGAGUAUUAAUUCAAAAUUUCAAGUUUUGAAUUCAUUCUUUAGUUGGCUUUUGUGAUUAGAUGUUAAACAAGUAUAGGCCUGGACGAAUUUCCCAUCCAUAUUUUAUACCCUAAAUCGCUGUUUGGAUGUAAGAAACAAAUUAUGAACAUAGCAAGGUUAAUUCACAGGUCACACUGAUUUUCCAAUAACCGAGUAUUGUUCGAUUGAACAUACCACAAAGUUUUUUUCAGACCGUUUAUAUGACUCAAUAUGGAUGUGCUUUAUUUGAGACCGAUAGCUGUAUUCAUUAAUUUUUCAAAACUAAACAAAUACACUCAAACGCUGCGAAAUGUAUUACUGAGAAACACCUUAAUAUAGUCAUAUCACUGUUUAAAAACGGCUUGGGCUGUUAAUGUAAGUGUGCCACACAGUCAACAGAUAGAAUAGCGAGGAACUGAUUCUCGGUCACCAUUCGGUAACCAGUAUUUGAUUAGCAUACUUUCACUUUUUGGAUUUUGUUGAAUAUGCUUACGCGUAUAAGAGCCCUGACGAGAAUACAAUUACAUUGUAUUAGAAUACAUAUAUUUACACACUUUUUUACGAAACAUCAGGCUACAAUCACACACCCCAAAUACAGAGGAAACAAUUAUUGUGACCAAAAUAUAUGUUAAAUUUGUUUAUCAAACAUAUCAAAGCCAUUCUUUUGGAUUAUAAUCGUACGUAAGAUAAUUGAAUCACCGAUAUCUAUAACUUUUAAAACCUCCGAAAUGUAAUUUGUAAUUUUCAAGCAUACACUGUUAAUGAAUUUCUUAACGUUUUGAUUUUACGACAUUACGGAAAUCUUUAUUCUAUUAUUAGUAGUUUCGUCAUGCACGAGUGACUUGGCGCGUAGUAUAAAUAGUUUUUCAUGCGUGAUUUUGGUCAUUGCGACGUUCGUUACAAGGUUGUAAGGAGUGAUAGUAGUUGUGUUCUAUAAGAUAUGAGUGAUUCGGAGAAAAAUGAUUCUCAUCAUUCGAGUGGCAGAAAUUUAAACCCAGAACAGACAAGAGCUAUUGAUGAGGAGCAAUUUGACGCCACGGACGCAGUUCGUCUUUUUAACCGACGCAUUGAGUCAGCACUCGAGAAACAGAGAGUGGCCAUUGUUUCGGAAAUUCACGAGAAAUUCCAGUCCAAGAGCUCCGAGUCAUGUGUUUUGCGUGCCGAAGGUAACAGAAUUCAAUUCUCUUUUAACGAAGAAAGGCUGAGAAGUCUCGAGCUGAUUGAAAGAAAACUUAUGAUAGACGAUAUUAGCGAAGUACUAGACAUCAUUAAAAAAGAAAAAGAGGCUCUACGUCAAAGAAAUAAGAUCCUUCGCAUCGCCGACAAGCAUGGUUGGGAUACCGUUAAAGAAUACACGGACUCGGAUUUGGCCGAUAAUUCUGAGGACGCUACUAAACUCCGUUCUGCUAUUUCCCGUGCAGCCGCUAAGAAGAGAAGGUAUAACCCGUACAGUUACGACAACAAGGAUUAUCAGUCCGCUAAGCCCGGGAUAUUCGAUGGUCUCACUCCCAGACAGCUUUUUCGUGGGAAUUCGGGAUUCCAGCAAUAUAACCAGAGAUUCAACAGACCAAACACUGCGUACUUCAGAGGAACCUAUCAAGUACCGGGAAACAACGUCAUCUGUUUGUACUGCCAACUUCCAGGGCAUUUCGCAAGAUUCUGUCCAUAUACAAAUCAACAACAGAGAGGACGCCCAGCCACAGCCCCAGAAUCAACCGUUACAUCUGACGCAGACACCAGAAAACAGUAAAACAUUGCAUAACCGUCAAGGCCACUGGCAAGACAUCUUGAAGUUUAAACAACAUCCCCAACUUGGCGUUUUUGUGAAUCUCUUGCCUGGUGUUAUUAAAAGUGCAAAGUCCAACGCAACAAACCAAAAAUAUGAUGGUUA
Magallana angulata is the source of this 1974-nucleotide messenger RNA. RefSeq lists its product as uncharacterized. Bases 1024 to 1833 code for a protein of 269 amino acids. Gene Ontology annotation, molecular function: zinc ion binding; nucleic acid binding. The transcript has 2 exons. The record is from RefSeq and is a predicted model, not a curated record. Lineage: Eukaryota; Metazoa; Mollusca; Bivalvia; Ostreida; Ostreidae.